AUGGAGUGGCAAUCGUUGGUCGCCUGCAGUUCGAAGUCAAAGUACAGCAACCUGACUGCUUCUAAAUGUUAUCUUUAUGAUAAUCUAGGGUCUUUGGUUAAUCUGAACAGUCUUGUUGGGGAUAUUUAUGAAGUGUCCAGGGACAACGAUGAUGACGACGAUGACGACGAUGAUGGCUUAUUAGAUAACAAAGAUAUCCGAUUUAAAUUUUCAGUCUGUCGGAACAUGAUGGAAGGUUCUUCAUGCUCUGGAUCAUCUGCCUGUCUCCUUUUUCCUAAUGGAACAUUUUUUAGCUUGGGGAAAAUAGCUUCAAAACCAUCUUCACAACUCUUAUCAUCGUCGUCAUCGUCAUCGCUGGAGAUGAAUGAUAAUAACGAGAUAUACAUUGAGUACGUGGAUAAUGAUUCAAUGAUGCCAGACUGCAAGGGUUCACAGCCACUACUCACGUCAGCCAUCAACUGCACGUACCUCAUCGAGUGGAUGACAGAAUAUGCCUGCUCCGAUCUUUCCAUCUCUGUUCAUUCAAGCUGCAUUCUGUCCAGCCUUCCUGAUGAUGAUGUUGAUGAUGAUGAAUAUCUCAAGAGAAGGAUUAAUAUUGAUUUGUCUGGAUUAACAGCUGAUACACCUUACAACAUCACAGCUCGUGAUAACGCUGGUAAAGUCUACAGCUACAUUCUGAACAUCUGUACUAAUAAAACUAUGCAUUGUUAUGGUGAUGCAAUGACAUCUACUUCAACUGGAAACAAUCAACCAGCUGCUUGUCAGCUGAGCAGAGAUGGACAAAUUAAGAAAUCCAUUGGCAGUUUCCAACAGCAAGAACUUCAGUACUCAGACGGUAAAAUAGUGAUGGUGAUGGGCGGUGGUGACAUGUGUGCAAGUGCCUUUCAAAGAACAACUAUCAUCCAAUUUGAAUGCAACACAACUGUUGGCAAAGGUGCGCCAGAGUUCCUCCAUGAAGAUGAAUGCACGUACAUGUUCACCUGGAAAACAUCACUCGCCUGCUUACAACAACAACAGCAACAACACAUGCUCUCUUCGUGCACAAUUAAGAUCAACAACGACAAUAAGACGUCAACUUUUGAUCUGUCAAGAUUAAUGAGGGGCUUGUUACAAAAUAAAGACAACAGGUACGUGAGUCUGGGUAGCUACAUGCAGCAGCCAUAUUUUGAUGACGUUAGCAAGGCCGUUGUCAUCAGGUACGUUGGCGGAGAUGCAUGCAUAGCCACCAACAACCACAACAACGACACGAGCCACGACGCCACCAACAACACCCAACGGCGGCUACAUUCUACUAUGAUAUUUUUCCACUGCCUGCCAGGGAACGAUCAGACGGAGCCGACCCUCUUGAAUGGGACAUUGGAUGGAUGCGAGGUGUUCGUAAGUUGGCACACUUCAGUUGCAUGCCCACUGACUCACCUGCUUGGUGAGGACUGUUCCAUCAAGGAUCCUCUCACUGGUUUGAACUUUGACCUGAACCCUCUCAAAAAGUUGCCAACUUCACCAACUGGUUUCUACAAAGCAGUCACGAGAGGUGGCAGUUACAGUGUGGAGCAUGAGUACUUCAUAAACGUGUGCGGUCCUGUACACAGUACUGUCUGUAAUGUUCGGAAUGCUUCUUAUUCAGGCCUCAAACCCAAUGCUGGAGUCUGUCAAGUUUCAAAGUUCUACAGAGACAAGCAAGUGCACAACACGGGUCAGUGGAGCUCCCAGCUGCACUACAGCGAUGGCCGCUUGAAGCUGACCUACAGGAAUGGUGACGACUACCGAUCCAACCCGCCAGUGCCCAGACACACAGACAUCGAGUUCGUCUGCGAUCAUCAGUCGGGCCUCGACACGUCACCCAUCUUCGUCGAAGAAACACAGAGGACGUACAAAUUUAUUUGGAUGACGUCACUUGCCUGUUCGUCUGGUUCGACAGGCCAGCAGGGAGGAGCAGGUUUGAACACCUGUGCUCUGCUCAAUGGCGGCGAUGGUGCUAGAUAUGACCUUUCCAGCCUAACGAGGUAUGAAAGCAACUGGAUGAAAGUGGCCACUCUCAAUGGGAGGCUGGUCAAGUUGAUAUUCAACGUGUGCAGGAGCGUUCUUAUUGGUUGGGAAACUGCCUCCUGCGACCCCUCGUCCAGUGCCUGCCUCAUCUUCCUCGACAAAAAUGAAACCGUUUCUCUCGGAAAAUCAAUCAGUCAUCCAAUCAUGAACAAGGACAAACAAUUGACCUUGAACUAUGACCUUGGGGACAGAUGCAAAGAAGAUAACAAGCUUAGGUACUCGUUAAGCAUAAAGUUCUUCUGCAAGCAGCUUGCCACGAUGCCAGACAUACAACACGUGACCAUGGGUGAUGAUGAUGAUGGUUGCGCCUACAACAUACACUGGAUCACAUCAACGGCAUGCCCUAUCAACGACAGCAGCAGCGGAAGCAGCGUUGAUGACAGCUGUCGCUUCAAUGACAUCAUCAAUGAUCACGUUUACAACUUUAAUGAUUUCAGAGAGAAAGUUUAUGAAAUUAAUGUAGGGGGGAGACUUUAUAAAGUUGCCCUCUGCGGCUCAUUGAAGAUAUGCAAGGAUGAUGUGGCAGCUGUUCUGUGUGCAAGUGACGGGCAGGUUGUUGCCAGGAUGAACGAAAGGUCAAUUAAGGUCAAUUCAGAUGGCCUGCCCGAGAUUCAGUUCUCGUCGUCAAAAAUCAACAUUUCUGUCCAAGUGUCCUGCGACAAAAACCUCUUACUAAUCACCAAUAUGUCCUUGACAUUUGUCAAAAACAUACCCUAUUGGUCAGUAUUCAGCAUCAGACACGCCUCUUUUUGUUUCAAGAAGUUAAUUUCCUGUCAAACAUACGAUGACCUUGGUUUCAAGUAUGACCUUGACCCACUUUACAAAGAUGCCGUUGGUUACACUGCCGGGAACGAACGAGGAGACCGUGUCGAGUUCAACGUUUGUGGGUCACUUGGUGACGGCAGCAGUGCAACUUUGAACAAUAAUAAUUGUUCAAGGCCAGGAGUUGGAGCAUGCGCACACAAGGUGGGCAGUGAUGUGACGUCAUCAAUUGACGCUGGCCAUGUCAUGUCAUCUCCGAGUCUGGAUAACUCAUCAGGUUCUUCCGUGACCUUGACCUACACUGGUGGAGAUCAAUGCGGCAGUGGCAGGAGGUCAUCCAGGGUCAAGUUUAUAUGCUCCACUACCCAGAGUGACCCAGUUUUAUUGACCAAUAAUAUCGAGGAGUGCGACCUACUUAUCGAGUGGAAAACUCCACAUGCGUGCCCUUUCAAGUCAGUCACAGGAAGCAACUGCAUGGUAACUCAUCCCUCCUACCCAUUGUUCACCUUCAAUCUCACCCUCCUCAAGCUUUACCCCAAAGAUUACGAGUUGGAUUUUGAUGGCGGGGAAGUUUUCCUCAUGCACGUCUGCUCGCCUGUCAACAACACUGCUUGUAAUAGUAUGAAGGCUGGUGCUUGCAUCGUUCAUGGCUCUGGAGGCAGUGAGCCUGCAGCCCCGGUUGAUAGCAUGGGUGUUUACAAUGAAGAUCUCGUUUACAACGACGGGAAACUGACCUUGACAUACACCUACUCCUCACCGUCAUCCUCAUCAGCUUCAUCACUAUCAAAAUGUAAAGGCAAUCGAACGACAACUAUAGAUUUUGUUUGUGAGUUGGGCAACAUCGGGCUGACCAGUGGGCCCAUGUACCUCGGAGGCAAUUGUAACAGGAGGUUCGAGUGGGUGACUUCCCUGGCCUGCUUUGAUCAACCAUCAACAAAAACAAAGACAACAACGACAACGACGACGACGAAGUCUCCCGCGAUAGCACCAACAUCGAUUUCGACACCAAACACACGCCCCCUACCUACUGAAACCGGCCAACGAGAAAAAGGUGAAUCUAACAACUCAUCGAGCAUCGUGGGUGCCUUUGUAGGCUUAUCCAUCAUCAUCAUCUCCGUCGUCUUCAUCAUCGUCGCCGUUCUGAUAUACAGAAAGAGGUAUUCUAUACGCAGGAGGUUUGGGAGAAGUUAUGAGCACGUGAGGGAGCAGGAUUACCAGUAUUCAAGGCUAUCAGAACGAGAACCAGUUCUCCUGCAUAACGUGACGUAUGAUGACGUCACUCGCGACGUCACUCAUGGCGGCAACAACGUCAACGGAACGUCCGGACGAGACGAUGACUUGUUUUCAAACCUGCUCAGUGACGACGACGACGAUUUGCUGCUAUGAUGAAACAUCUUCCAUUUUGAUUUUUCUUCUUUAAAUUAACUUUUCAUUUUUUUGUUUCUUAUCACUCUUAUUCCUCUCAACCGCUGCCUCGUCAUUGGAGUCAUUCGACGACACCGCAUCAACUAACAAACUGCUGGCAAGCAGAAAUUGUUUAACAAUCGACUCUGUAGAAAGAAGUACACUCUGUACUGUGUACUGUACAAAGUGUACUGUGCGUGAUUCGUGUACAUUUUUAUAAGGUUUCUAAUUUAUUGGUUCGGUCGUUGUUGGGGUCGGUGAUUUAUUUUUAAGUCUUCCACUGAACGAAUAAAUGAAUGAGUGAAUCAACCAACAAUAAGUGGAUGAAUGAAUGAACGAAUUAACCAAUGAGUGGAUGAAUAAAUGAACGAAUUAACCAAUAAAUGGAUAAAUACGAGAGCAUGAUAGGAUGAAUGAAUCAAACCUUGUGUAAAUACGGAUCUUUAAUUCUUUCAUAAUCUCGCGUAAUGCAAUGAUUAAUUGACAAUCUCGUCUUUUUAGUUUUACCCAUACAUAUUAUGAUUGGUUUUUUCAAUUUAUAUUAAAAAUUUUCUUUUUUUCUGCAUAAUUCUUAAUAACUUGUUUAAUUUGUUAA
Molecule: messenger RNA, 4807 nt
Organism: Helobdella robusta
Lineage: Eukaryota; Metazoa; Annelida; Clitellata; Rhynchobdellida; Glossiphoniidae
Exons: 23
Coding region: 1-4194 (1397 amino acids)
Biological process (GO): lysosomal transport
Molecular function (GO): signaling receptor activity; D-mannose binding
Source: RefSeq, a predicted model, not a curated record